AUGGAGGCCCCAGGUGGAGACGCGGCACCCGCUGGGUUCUGCAAGGGGAAGUCGGUCGGCAGGGCCCCACACGCCCUUCCCCAGCCUGCAGCGGGGGGUGGGAGCGCUUCCAGGCAGGGGGCUGGGGGGCUGCGGUUGGGACUUUCCCUAAGUCAUUUCCUGUUGCUCUGGGUCUUGCCACUUCCGCCCCUCACCCACCCCCUCCGCCCGCCCGCCCCCCACGCCGCUCCCCGGGGCCCGGGGGUCCCUGAGUGGAACCGUGUGUCGCGGGGGAAGCACAGAGUUAGCCGGCAGCGGCCAGCGAGGGGGCGCCGCGCAGCCGCCGGGAGCGCCCGCUGCCCGGACCCCGCCUGGCCGAGGGCAGGUCGAGGGGCGGGCGGACCGGGCGGGGCCUCGGUGAGAAUCCGCUGGCCCGGCCUGACCCCGGCCCGACGCAGCCGAGGCCGCGGGCGCCCCGCUCCCGGCCGGCGCGGCCCCCGGACAGCGCUCCGGGCUGCGCCGCCCGCCCCGCCCCGCCAAGCCGCCGCCCGCGCCCCGCUUCUCGGCCCAGGGCCGACGAGGACCGGGCCCCAGACCCGGGACCCCCGCGGGCCCGGCCAGGGGGAUUCGGCCCCGUCCCUGCUCGGAGGCGCGCCCGGGAGGGCGGUCGCCGGCCUCGGGGCGCGGGGCGCGGGGCCCCGGGCAAGAGCGGCGGGCGGAGGCGCGGGGCGUCGGGACCCCGCGGGAGGCGGCCCUCGCGCCCGCACCCCCUCCUCGGCGCCCGGGCUUGCGAGGCGGAUGCAGGCCCCCUCCCCGGCCCGCCCGCGGGUCUCACCGGGGCCCCGGCCUGGGCCGCGGGGCGGGGGUCGGUCUCCGGGGGACGCCUCGGGUGCGUGGAGGGCGCGGGCGCGAGCUCCCGCCGCUGCCAGUGGUCCCCGAGCGGCCGCCGCCGCCACCGCCUUAUCGCGGCGCCGCCCCCGCCGGCCCCCGCCCCGCGCCCGCCCAUUGGCUCCGCCGCGCCCGGAGCCGCCUCCGGGGCCCCGGCGCCGCCGCCGACCCCCUCUGCGCUUUGUCUUCCCCUCGCUCGCCGUCCCCUCCUUUGUCUGCCCCGCCGCCCCGACCCCGCGCUCGGGCACCCGCGCCGCCCCCGCCGGCCGCCCCGUCGGCCCGCUCCAGACCGAGGCGGGCGGGGUCGGGAGCCGCAGCGGAGCGCACGCCUCGGGGGGAGGGGGGGCCUCGUGCCCGCCCGGCUGUCCGCGGGCCCUGCGGGGUGACAGCCCCGCGGGGGCGGCCGGGCCCGGGAUCCCACGCCCCCUCCGGCCGCGGAGUCCUCCCGCCGCCAGAGGCCGCCCCGAGGCCGGCACGCGGUCCCGCCACGCGAGGCUGCGAGGCGCGGCGCCCCGUGGUGGCCACCUGGCUGCCCCAGUCCCUUCUGCCGCGACCCCACAGACAGGGGCCCCCGGAGGCUGCAAGGCCCGCCCCCUACGGCGUUCCCGUGCUUGCACAGCAGUGACCAGAUUCUCAAAAGGCAGCUGCAGUGAUGCAGGAAAGCGUGGCCCUCACCCCCUGGAGGAGCACCAGGAGCAAGCUGCGCCUGCUGCAGGCACUGUGGAGCCACCUCCCCUGCCCAGGACGGGUCUGCAGGGGGGGGGGGGGGAUCUGCCAGCAGCCACCACAGGAACAGCAGCUUGGGCGCGGAGGAUGAACGGACCCGACCGCAAGGUGAAGAAAGCAGUUCAGAAGGAAAGUAAACAGGCUGAUGAUGGUGUUGAGAAAAGGGAACUUGAGGUUUAA
Nyctereutes procyonoides (raccoon dog) is the source of this 1773-nucleotide messenger RNA. Its product is annotated as translation initiation factor IF-2-like. NCBI's taxonomy places the organism in Eukaryota, Metazoa, Chordata, Mammalia, Carnivora, Canidae. The record is from RefSeq and is a predicted model, not a curated record. The coding region runs from base 1 to 1773 and encodes 590 amino acids. The transcript has 3 exons.